Messenger RNA from Aureobasidium melanogenum CBS 110374, 582 nucleotides. Its product is annotated as glutathione-dependent formaldehyde-activating enzyme. The record is from RefSeq and is a predicted model, not a curated record. NCBI's taxonomy places the organism in Eukaryota, Fungi, Ascomycota, Dothideomycetes, Dothideales, Saccotheciaceae. The transcript has a single exon. Gene Ontology annotation, biological process: formaldehyde catabolic process. Gene Ontology annotation, molecular function: S-(hydroxymethyl)glutathione synthase activity; zinc ion binding. Bases 1 to 582 code for a protein of 193 amino acids.
AUGUCUUUCAACCUCCACCCCCUCAUCAACAACGGCCUCAAGAAAGGCACCGAUGACUUCUCAGGCGGCUCCCUCCACUGCCACUGCAAAUCCUCUCCGGUUACUAUAUCUCUUUCCUCGAAUGUUGCCCACAACCACGCUUGCGGCUGCUCCAAAUGCUGGAAACCCUCUGGUGCAAUCUUCAGCAUCGUAGGCGUGGUGCCCCGCUCUUCCCUCUCUGUUUCCUCCGGCGCCAACAAACUCUACAUCGUGGAUGAAAAAGCAGUUAUCCAACGACACGCAUGCAAAGAGUGUGGUGUACAUAUGUUCGGAAGGAUUGAAACUGAGCAUGCCUUCCAUGGACUGGACUUUGUGCAUGUCGAGUUGAGUGAUGAGAAGGGUUGGCAAGAGCCUCAGUUUGCGGCGUUUGUGAGUAGUGUUAUUGAGCAAGGUUUGAUUGCUCCUGAGCAGGCAGACAAGGUUAGAGCACAGUUAAAGGGGCUUGGGUUGGAGACUUAUGAUGCGCUGAGUCCUGGUUUGAUGGAUGCCAUUGCUACCUUUGUGGCCAAGAAGAAUGGUGCGUUGAGAGAGUCUAAGCUGUAG